Messenger RNA from Fraxinus pennsylvanica, 819 nucleotides. The record is from the annotation of a GenBank genome assembly. Lineage: Eukaryota; Viridiplantae; Streptophyta; Magnoliopsida; Lamiales; Oleaceae.
AUGCUCUCAAAGAAGAGUCCGAUUCGAGGGGUAUUGAAUUGGUUACGGCGACAGCCGCCGAAGGUGAAGGCAUUCCUGGCCGUGCUCGCUGUGAUGACGGCUCUGGUGCUUCUACGUGCCAUUGUUCACGAUCACGACAACCUCUUCAUUGCCGCCGAGGCAGUCCACUCCAUCGGAAUAUCGGUUCUCAUCUACAAGCUCACGAUGGAAAAAACCUGCGCUGGACUUUCACUCAAAUCCCAGGAGCUGACAGCCAUCUUUUUGGCCGUCAGACUAUAUUGCAGUUUUGUCAUGGAAUUUGAUAUACAUACAUUGCUCGACUUGGCUACCCUGGCUACAACGUUAUGGGUUAUUUAUAUGAUUCGUUUUAGACUGAGGUCAAGUUACAUGGAGGAUAAUGACAAUUUUGCAUUAUAUUAUGUGUUGAUUCCUUGUGCUGUUUUUGCUUUACUAAUCAAUCCAUCUACAUCACAUAACAUCAUGAAUCGGAUUGCCUGGGCUUUCUGUGUUUACCUGGAAGCUGUUUCUGUGCUACCUCAACUGCGCGUCAUGCAAAAUACAAAGAUUGUUGAACCAUUUACAGCUCAUUAUGUAUUUGCAUUGGGUGUUGCAAGGUUCUUGAGUUGUGCUCACUGGGUUCUCCAGGUUUUGGACAGUCGAGGUGGUCUUCUUGUGGCAUUGGGUCAUGGACUGUGGCCUCCAAUGGUUCUUUUAUCAGAAAUUGUUCAAACCUUCAUCUUGGCAGACUUUUGUUACUACUACGUUAAAAGUGUUUUCGGCGGACAACUCGUGUUACGCCUUCCUUCUGGAGUCGUGUAA